Molecule: messenger RNA, 4677 nt
Organism: Caretta caretta (loggerhead turtle)
Lineage: Eukaryota; Metazoa; Chordata; Testudines; Cheloniidae
Gene: ELMOD3
Product: ELMO domain containing 3
Source: RefSeq, a predicted model, not a curated record
AUGAUUAAUGGUGAUAACAGUCCGGAGCGAGGCUCCUGGAACCACAACUCCCGGCGUGCAGCGCGGCGUGCGCGCCGGCGCUUGGCGGUGGAAGGAGCCGAGGUGGGGGAGAAAGGCAUGAACAGAUGCACCGCAGAUACCCGCCAGUCUGAAGAGCAAGGUAUCUUCCUUCCUCCAGCUGUCAAAUCCGUACCUAUCUCGGUGCUGAAGCAGAAUGGGCUCCUGCAGGCUCUGGCAGAGGGAGCCAGUGGGCGCACAGAAGCUGAUCCUAGUGCAGAGGUGCUGCGAGCCCAGGAAGAAUGGGAGGCCGUGGAAAAUCUCCAGUCAGGGAUCGUGGGGACGUCUGCAGGUCCCGUGCCCCUGAUCGCCUUCAAUGAAGCACUGCAGUAUUUCCAGACAGCUGACCUGUCAGAGUGCAGGAAAAAGAUCCAGCCGACAGUGCAAAGGCGAGGGCUGUCUGCCGUGGCUCACUUCUUCUUCGGCCCCCCGCGGCUCCAUCAGCAGCUGCAAGGCGAGCGGGAUCUGGCCCUGGCGAUAGCCCAGUGUGGCUUGGAUAAUAAUGAGAAAGUGCACAUGAGGAUCCUGCAGACCAUCUACAAGAAACUAACAGGCUCCAGAUUCGAUUGUCCCCGCUACGGAGCCCACUGGGAAGAGCUGGGCUUUCAAGGUAUGGAUCCUGGGACAGACCUGCGUGGGACUGGAUUGCUCGGGUUAAUGCAAAUUCUAUAUUUUGUAAUGGACUCUCGGACAUUACCCCUAGCUCGAGAUGUUUUCAAGCUGUCCCAGCAUGAAUCACAGAAUUUCCCUUUCUGUGUCAUGUCUAUAAAUAUCACUCGCAUCGUGAUCCAGGCCCUGAGGGAAGAGCAUCUUUCUCGAGAGUGUAACCGCAGACAGCAGGUCAUUGCAGUGCUGAACGAUUUGUAUGUGGCCACCUCUCUGCGCCUCUACGUCAUCUGGAAAACACAACAGAAAACAAUUUCUGACUCUGGCUUUGUUCUAAAAGACCUGGAGGCAUUUGCCAAAAAGAAACCGAAGCAGCUUCUGAGAUAUUUGGAGAUCUACAUGAGUGGGAGAGCUGUGUCAGUAAUAGAUGGUGGUUUUCAACACCCUUCUCCCUCUUCCGGUGUACGCAGUCCUAGCCUCAACUCUGCCGUCGGCAACAGCAGCAAAGAGAUAAACUUCACAGGAGUGUGCGACCCGCAGGUCGAGAUGGAAGGAGAGGCCCGGCUGAUCUGAAACCAAGGCAACUCCGCCAGCUGGGAAGAUUCUUGUAAGACACCGAUAGACACUCCCGUUGGCAGAUCUCAUUAGUGGCUGCUAGUCCCUGCCCAUCUGUUCACAGUCACUUGUGAAGGGCUGGGAGGUCUGAGAUGGUUCUAGAGUAAGUGCAGUAUCCAAGCCGCUAGGCCAGAUGUCGUGGGACACGCCCGGGGGAAGUUGGUGGAGUUUGCGAUGGAGACCUAGACGACGCCCUACUUCAUUGUAGAUGCUUCAAUUCUCAAGAGUUUGUUUGUGAGAGGCUUUAAGGAGCCCAAGCUGUUGUUGCUGAACCGUGAGGGAGGUGAGCAAUUGAAGCAAACUGCAGGCCUGAAUUCCCUUCAGCUAGGAUUCUCCUAGGGGGAGUUAGCAAGUGGGUAGGAGAUGCGAAGCUGGCGAGGUGUGUGUUUUAUUCCAGCCAUCGGGCUAGAUGGGCCCAGAGUCUCAGUUGACGGCACCCACUGAGAAUGUGGCUCACGGUUUGUAGGGGAUCAUCAGCGUUAAGCACUAGAUGUGCUGGAAUUGGGGUUGGUCGGUCUGUCUGGCUAUCAUAGGCCAUUGCUGUACCAUCCGAGCACCUCACGCUAUUUAAUGUAUUUGUGCUCACGCCCCUCCCCUUCAGGCUGGGCAGUGCUGUUGUCCCUAUCUUACAGAUGGGACCUGAGGCCCAGAGAAACUUGUGACGUGCCCAGGGUCACACAGGAAGUGUGUGGCAGAGCAGGGGAUGGAACCCAGUUUCCGGAGUCCAAGGGUAUUGUCCCAAUCACUGCACAGUAAGGUCCAGCUGUAUGUGCCGGUGAGACGUUCUCCCUUGUAGUGUCAUGUGGUAGCUGAACAGUUCAAGCCCCCUGCGGUUUGGGCUUCUCUACUCCAAGUUAAUGCUGUUCGUACCGUCCCUGCUUCUCCUUCUGUGCAUCUGCUCAGGAGUCUUCAUCCAGAGUCUCAGUAAAGAAUGAUGAGCUUUACUGAAACUUGGAAUGGGCAAGAUCUGUCUGGAUUAGGGCCUGAGAGAGCAAUAGUGAGACGCAGACCCCUGGCUUCCAGCAUUGCCACCGGCUAUCAGUUCAGACACUCCUGACUCUUGAGCAAAGUACAGGAGAGACAUGGUCAUUCAGGUACAUGGCAUCCACCUGGAUAGCUGCGGGUGGGCGCUCCAGCCUAUGGGGGUACAUCUGCACUGUGUUGUACACCCGGGUCUGUGGGAGCCAGGCUUUUGUACUCUAUUUUUCUAAGCCCAUGCCUGAGCUUCCACACUGCAUUGUAAACCUGGGUUUACAGUUGCUGGACCUGAGUCUCACACCCGUGCUAAUGCGUCCAUAGUGCAUGACGCAGACCUUCUGACUUGGGUCUGCAGCUUGACCUGCAUCCACGCUUCACAAUGACAGGGAUUGGAUCCGAAUCACAGUCGGACAUGGGCUCUGACCCACCUCCCUUAGUAGGGUCCGAGGGCCUGCUGACCUGAGUCAGACUGAUCUGUGUGUAAACAGAAAGGGGGGUUGGGCUCAAACCAGAGUCAAAGUUUGGGCUUAGCGUGCCUGAGGUAUACACCGCAAUAAAACAUCUACACCUGACCCGUGUCAGCCGACUCGGGCUGCAGGUUUAUAAAAUUGCUGUGUAGACAUUUGCAGUCAGGUCCAGCCCAAGCCUGAACGUCUACACUGCAAGUGUAUAGCUCUGCAGCCUGAGUCCCGCAAGCCCAAGCCAGCGGAUGUGAGCCAGCUGCGGGUGUGUUAUUGCCGUGUAGACAUACCUUGAGAGAGUAAGGCAGGGAGGAGCUGGGGCAGGGAGAGCAGUCCCCAUAGGCAGCUCCGGGGGGAUACAUGGACGUAACACUAGAGUUAUGAUUACAAGAGAAUUCCCUGUAUUGUUUGGGCUCAGAAAUUUCCGAAGUUCUUUGCACCCCUGGCUGGGUCUCAGCUCAAAGGGGAAUAUUUGCUGGAAAGUUUCAGGGAAUUCCUGUUCAGACAUUUUUAAAUGAUUGACAGAGAACAGAUUUGUCAGCUUUACACUUGUCUCCGCCCAAAAAUGCUUGCUCCACAGAAACGCCAGAGUUGCCAACUCUCGUGAUUUUAUCACGAGUCUUGUGCUAUUUGGUGUACUGAUCAGCACGAGUUCAAAGGGAGUUAGGUGCCCAGGUGCUUUUGAAAAUCCCACUAGCUUCCUAUCUUCAUCUCUAGGCACCUGAACGCCUUUUAAAAAUCAGGCCCUUGGAGACUUGCCCAGUGUUUCAGGGGAGUCCAGGGUUUUGAUGUGAUCACAGCCUACAAGUACCUACGUGGGGAGAAGAUUUCUGAGAGUAGAAAUCUCUCUAAUCUCGUAGAGAAAAGCAUGGGAAGAUCCGGUGUCAGGGAGGUGCGGUUCCAAUUGGAAAUAAAAUGCAAUUUCUUAACAGUGGAUUAAGAACAGUGGAGGCAGUUAAAUGGAUAAUAAUUAACCAGGGGAACAGCUUCCCAGGGGCCAUGAUACCCUAGGGUCAUAUGUCUUCCUAAAAGUUUUGGGGUGCAAUUCUGGGCGGUGGAGGCACAGCCCAGGGGUGGGGUAAGGGGAGGGAGAUAGCUCAGUGUCAGGUCUGCAGCCCUGCAGUUCUGGGCUGCUCCAGUGGCCAAAGUGGUCUCUGCAUAAGUCACAUCAAACCGGCAGUAGCUCGCAUUUGCAACCCAAGAUCCUGUCGUGCAGAGACCUGCCUUCCUGUCCUCCCCAGCCCUGUUCCCAACAGGCUAGGGAAGGGAGGGCAGCAGCUUAUGGUAGUGCUGCACUGGGGGAAGUUCUUCCAUGGUGUGUUACACUGUUGGAGCAGCAGGUAGGGCCCAAACCUGUUGUAGGCUGCAUCUCAACCCCAGUUGGCACAGCAGGGAAGAAUAGUCCCCUCUGCUGCAGGUGUGGCCAGGUGAGGGUCUCUGGCCAGUGUUCUGUAAGAGGUCCACUGGCUGAUGAGAGGGCUUCCAGCAAGCCUGAACUCUAUGAAAAGGCCAGUUAGAAUGAGCAGCUUACUGUAACAGAUGCAUUUUGCAGCAGAGGCAGGGGGAUACAGUGGUCCAGUCUUCAUGAUCCUGAAGGGUGCAGGGCAUGUUCCUUAGGGGGUGCAUCUCCUGAGUGGCAGAGGAAGUAGUUUGCUUUCAUAGUUGCCUUGUGCUUCAUGGAAAUCCAGUGUGUUCCUACUCUGCUGAGGCCCCAUCCCUAGAUGGGCCCUUUCCCACUGCCUUUCCAGCUGAAUCUUUGUGCCUCUUUAGCAUAGCACAUAGGCCUGUUGUCUCAUAUCUUUGGCUUGGAAAUGUCUCUGUCUCGGCACUGCGGUGCAUGCAGAUAAGCUCCAUAAAUACAGGCCUCAGUGGUGUGUCACGCCACAUGCCACUACCCUGGAGCCGUGUACACUAAUUGUAACCGGAUAGGCACUUCACAAUAAACCGUUGGCGUACUGUU